AAAGGGAAUUUGUUGAACGAAAAUUUUUCCGAACCAAGAAAUCAAAAUUGGGGUUCUAUGUUACGAAUUGGAGAAUUAAAAAAAAGUACAAGAUGUUGAUAAAAAAAAUAUUAUGUUGUGAUUACGUUUAAAAACAAUUUUUUAAAUUUCACAUAAUGAGAGAAUUAUUUCAAACAUCGAGUGAUGAAACGUAGAAAAACAUGGAAAUGUGGUGUUUUCAACAUCCAUGACAGGAACAAUAAUUUUGGGGCAUUUGGAGCCCCAAAAAAAUUUUAAACACCUGUCGAUGGAAUCUUUGUCGAAAAGCAGUGAUUCUGAUAAUAAUUAUCAGCAUACCUGGCAAAAAAUGACAUCCGCUUCUCAACAAGGACAACCAAUACAAUUGACACCACUUUGGGAAUAUGUGGUAUGUAUAUAUUUUGUUUUUCAAAAAAAAAUAAUUUGUGUAUCAAUUUAUUUCUUUUUCCAGGUGCGAACAAGAAAAUUUCCAUCAAACAUUGAUAUGCAAAUGACGUUUGACGAGAUUUCGGAAAGAUUAAAUGAUCCAGAAUGGGAGGUUCGACAACAUGCACUUCGAGUUUUAAUUGAUGUUUUACCAACUUUAGAAGGCGAUACAGUUGAUGAAUGCAUGAAAUCUGUAAUACCAGAAUUAGUAAAUAAUUUAGGAAAUUCUGCACCUGCAGUGAGAAAAGGAUCUCUCGAUGCUUUAAGAGUAUUUCUUCUUCACAGCAGAGAUAGAGACACAAUGAUUAAAAAUAUUUUGCAAGAAGGAUUAAAUCGUCCAAAUGCUUUAGACAAUUUCCAAACAAAUGUAACAAUUGGCGUACUAUUGAGUAUUCCAUUAUUACUAUUUCCAUCGAAAGAAAUUUCACGACCAUCAAAUGAAAUUCUCAAAGAAGCAACACAUUCACUUCUAUCACAUUUAAUACAAAUAACUCAUCAAGAAGCGGCACUUAAAUCUUUAAUAAAAAUUCGUGAAUUCGUUGGCGUUGAAGAAUUUGAAUUCUAUUUACAAGGGACUGAUAAUAAAAUAAAAAAUGAUUUUGAAACACUUUGCGAUAUCUAUAGAAUAAAAUCGAAUGCAAAAGAUGAUAUUAGAAAUAAUUUAAUUGGUAGAAAAAUUUACAGUGCACAAGAUUUUAAAGGAAAAUUGAAUUCACUUAAUAAAGAAACGUGUGAAAGUGGAAGUGAUACAUCGGGAAUUGUUGAGGAAGAUGAUGAAAUUUUAUCGAGUACUAUACCACCAUCACGUGUUGUACUCGAGACGGAAAUUAAAUUCAAUGAAGAAACAGCAAUAACAAUGACUAUUUUAGAGGAAAAAGAUCAAGAUAGCGAUGAAUCAGACGAAAAUGAUUCUGAGGAGGAACACGAGGAUUGCAGUUUAGAACAGGAUUUUUCGAUAGAGGAACUACAUAAAACCCCCAGACGAGUACAUUUUGGUGGCGAAGUGGUAAAAUUACGCACUCCUGAUAGCGAUGACACAACUCUAUCAGUGAAAGAAACGCCAAAAACAAGAAUUCCACUUCCUAUAUCACCAGCAACAAAAAUGCCAAAAUCAAAUGAUGUAAAACCAAAAUCAUCAUCACAGCCCAAUAGUCCAAUUCAUAGACGUUUUUUGAAACCACAUCGUUCACAUUCAAGUAGUCCAAGAAGAGAAAUUUACAUACACAAUGCAAAUCUUAGUCCAAAAAAAGGAAUACUAACGAGAACCAAUAGUCCAACAUUUAUUUCUGAUUUUAUUGAUUCAGGGAGAAAAAUUUCUGCAAAAAAAAAUCGUAGCGAUUCAAUUGAAAUGAAAAGAAAUGAAAUUUAUCGUCAAAAUGAGGGAAAAGCAUUUCACGUUUGUCCUGAGACAAAUGAUGAAGAAAAUUUAGAAAGCAAAAUUAGAUUAUCGCGUAGAAAAAGUGUUGAUGUUUCUACAAUAAAAAAUGAAAAUUCAAUUAAUGGAGAAUCAAAAGAAAACAUUGAUUUAGAUUCGAAAAAUUCAAGUCCAACGAGAGAAUCUCCAAAUCGUAAAAGGUCUUCCAGUUUUGAAGUGUUUCCACGUCAAGAGAGAAACUAUAUUCUUAUGGAAUUAUCAAGUCCGGUGAAACAUAAAAAAAAGGAUUCGCCACGUGACGAUAAUGAUGAUUCUCCUUUUGGUUCUGUUGUUAAACCUGAUAGUGAAUUUGAUUUAAUGAAUAAAGAAGCGGAUGUAAAAUUGGUAACGGAUGAGAAAGAACUUCCAUUAGUCGAAGAGAAAUUGCCCGAUGAAUUAAAAUCAGACGAGAAUAAAAUAGAGGAAAAUGUUGAUAAUUUAACAAUUGGAAUAGCAAGUGGUGAAUCAGUUUCCAGUGAACUUAAAUUAGAAAAAGUGUUACCUAAAGUGCCGGAUUCGAAUUUAGAAGCUAAAAGUGAUUUAAAAAAUAAGGAACGUAAUUGGGAAGAAUUAGAUUUGGUUGAUCAGGAAGUACUCCAGGAUUUGCAUAAUAAGGAUGAUUGGCGAGCUAGAGUUCGGGCAUUGGAGCGAAUUGCAUCAAUUUUAAGAAGAUCAUCUGCGUUGGUUGCUAUUGAACCAAGAUUAGGAUCACUUUUGCAUGCUGUUCUUGGAGGAGAAAGAAGUUGCAGAGUUGCUGCAGCUGGUCUUGAUGUUGCACGGGUCGUACUAACUGGAGUUUCUGAGGAUGCUCUCAAACGAAGACUGUCAUUAAUUGCUUGGGGUUUGGCACGACAAGGUGGCCCCAAUGCUGCUCAACUUGCAAGAAUUGCAAUGCUCAGACUGAGACCUGCACUUUUUUUAGAACAAUUAAUGCAACCACAAUGUAUAGGUGCUAGAAAUGCAAAGACGAGAGAAAAUACACUGCAAUUGUUAAUUUUUUCUUUAGUAACAUUUCCAAGUACUGAAUUUAAUGUGAAAACACUUACAAAUAAAGUUGUAAAUAUGGUUGGUGAUCGACGACGAAGAGUUCGACAAGCUGCUUUAGAUACGUUGGCAGUUUUGGCACAAAUUUACGAAACAGAAGAUAUAUUACAAGUUGCAAAAGAAGUAGUUAAAGAUCGACAUGAUCGAUUGGCAAUAAUUGCAGCAAUAAGAGCUCGUCUUGCUAGAAAAUCAUUACCCAUGGUUUCAGCUGAUGGACUUGUUGUUUAUGGAUUGCAAAUUUCACCAACUGCCCAAAUAACAACUGGUGCUGACGUAGAUUGGAUUGUAGCAGGAAGUGGAUCUGUUUCACCAGGUACAGGUCGAACAAGGGGACAAAUAAUUGCCACCUCAAAAGUAGAAAACGAACGAAUUAGAAGAAAUGAAGAAGCAAAAAACAGUGAAAAUCGUUGGGCAGAAUCCGCAAACGUACAAGCAGUAGUUAGUCAAAAUGAACAACUUCCAGGAUACAGGCAUAAGAGUGGCAGUAGAUUUCAGAAAAGGAUUCGACAUAAGGAACACAAUAAUAUUGGAGAAACGCUUUUCAGCGAAAGUGUUAUAAAUUUUGAAACUGAUGAAAGGUUAGAAGGUAAAUGUCGUGAAUUGUGUUCAGCACCAGGUAAAAUUAACGAAACUUUGAUUGACGAAUCUGUGAAUAGUGAAAAACAAGAUAAUCUAAAUUCCUAUAGAAUUGAAUCGAAAUCUAAUAAUUAUACACCUGAAAUUGAUGAUGCAUCUGAAGAAAAGUUUCGUAUGAGCAGUGCACCUCCACAAGAGAAAAUUAAUUUAAAAUUAGAAUCUAAAAUACCGAUUUUAAAUUCCCGAGGCAACGAUAUGAAGGAUUCUUUUAACAUACAGAGAAGAAAAAGUGGAAAUCAAAUUCACGAGAAAUCGAGUAUAAUGAAUGAAAAAAAUUCGAAUAAUCAAUUUGAACGAAAUUCUAAUAAACUAAUCGAACAUAAUGAAAGAAAAAGAUCUGGAAAUCUAUACAAAAAACGAAAAAAUUUAUUAGCGUCAAGUACAAUUCAAUCACAAGUUCAACCCUUGGCAAGUUAUACCGUAAAUUAUUCUUUCGAUUCAAAUUAUACUAAUUAUUUAUUGCCAUCGCAAGUUAUUCCAACUCCAAUUAAGUCUAUAAAUAACGAAAGUAAACAUAAAUAUUUAAUGGAAAAGAACAAAACUACAAAUGAUUUUCAUACAAAUUCGGAAAAAACAACAUUAAAGACUCCGGAAAACUUAAAGUACUCAAAAAAUGAUUUGAAACUGACUUCGUUUCGACCACAAACUUAUGAAGAUACAUAUUCUGCUAUUUAUCAAAGACAACUACGAUAUAUGGAAGAAAGUUCAGUUCGAAAAUUACAAAACAGAUCUGGCACAUUUCGAAAAAGUAAUUUCGAAUCUUUGGGCAAAAAUAACAUUUUACGAAACGAUAAUCUACAGCCAAAAUCAGGUCAAGAAUUAAAAGCAAGUUCCUCUCAAAAAAAUACUACUGAACAAGCGUCAAGAUUAUUACAAAAUGUCAAUAAAUCAUUGGAUGAUGAUAAAAUUUUUCCCCCAGUUACAUUCGGGCCAAAUUUUAAUUCAAUGUAUAGUUCUUCUUAUAACAGUGAAAAGACUGGGGCAAAUGAAGAAAGUUUCAUUGAAAGAAAUAGGAGAAAAUUGUCAACUCCAAGUAUCAAUUAUGUUGAACAUAAUCAAGAAGAAAAGACUCAAAAUCAAGUGCCAAGCAUAUCACGAGCAGCUAGCGCGACUAGUUCAAUAUCAAAUGUGUCAAUUGAUAACAAUCAGAAAAUUAAUAUUGAAAACAAUCUUCAUGAUGAGAAUGAGACAAGUGUCAUCAACAAAAAUAGUCGAUCGCCUUCAUUAAAAAUUUUAGACGAUAAAGCUUUUGAUAUUAUUUCCGAGAAACUAAAUCCAAGUAGAAGAAAUUCAUUUGAAUCGUUUAUUAUUUCGGAUAAAAAAUCUCCAUUGCCAUUAAAAGAUGAAAAUGUUGACAAAAUUUUAAGUUCCGAAGACGAAGAAGAAGACGAUGAAAAAGAAGACGAUAAUGAAUCUACUGUAAAAAGAACGGAAAAUUUUAAUGAAAGUGAAAAUACAUCAGAAGAUGAUAAUUUAAUGAGAAAUAUGGUUCGCACAAAGUCAGCUUCUUCUAUUUUAUCAAUGAAAAAUACAUUAACUGAACGAACAUCAGUAAUGACAAAUUAUGCUCUUCUUUCCAGUCAAUCAUUACGUGAAUUAAAUGAAGUAACACCAUUAAAUAAAACCUUCAGUUCAAAUAAAUCGAAUCCAAAUUUUUCAAAUCGUUCUUUAAUAAAAAGAAAUUCAGCAUCGUCUUUGGAACGUAUUCGUAGUCCACAAAAAAAGUGGGGUUCAAAUACAAUUGACGAAACUGAUGGAACUGUAAAUGCUUCCUAUUCUCUGAAAAACAGUUCCUUUGAGACACUUGAUUUUCGAAAUUCCCAUAUCGAUGGUACAAAUUCAAAUGCAAUUAUUGCAAUGUCUCGAUCUCAAACUCCAGAAAUUUUUGAAAAUUCAACGAGAAUUGUUGACUCGAGCAGUUCAGAAAAUACACAAUCGUCUCAAAAAUCUCCGCAACGUUUUAUAUCUGAUGCAAUGUCUAUUAAAGAAGAUACUUCAUCGACUCAAUCAACAGGUUCAGAAGAACCCACUGAAAGCACAAGAAAUGAAAAUAAUGCAAAUCUUCACAUUGAAACCACACCUUCUGGUUAUCAAUUGGCAUCUCGAAAGCAAUCAACAAAACUAAGCAUGAAAUCGCGGGGAAAUGUAUUAAGAGGAUCUCGAAAUUCUGAUAAGGAUAAAGCUAAAAUACACAUGCAACAAUGUUUCUCUCAACUUGAAAGCAAAGACUGGGAAAUUACAAUGAAAGGACUUCAUACUUUAUCGCAAAUUGCAAAACAAACGCCGGAACAAUUAGAUUCUUACACUCCUGGAAUGAUUGUUCGAUUAUUAGGAAAACAUGUACGAAAUUUGAGAUCACAAGUCUCGAGAGCCGCAUGCUUGGCAGCUGGUGAUAUUUUUUCCUUACACAUACGAGGAAUUGAUCAAGAUUUGGAUGUACUAGCUGGACCAUUACUUAAUCGAACUGCAGAUACAAAUAAAUUUCUUCGUGCCGACAGUAAUGCUGCAUUGGAUCGUAUGGUGGAACAUCUUCCUCCUAAUCGAACAAUUGGAAUUAUUGUAAAUCAUGGUGCUACGCAUCAAAAUGCAAUUAUUCGUGCUGCGACAGCAAGACUUUUAUGUGCAAUCGUUGAUCGUAUUGGUCCAGAUUAUAUAAUGUUUCUACCUCGAGAUGUACGAGACAAAUUACUCAGCGCUGGAGCUAAACUUCUCAUUGAUGGAAAUUUAAAUGCUAGGAAUCACGCUAAAGAAAUUUUCCGACGACUCAUUCGCUGUGAGGGAUUUAAAAAAGCACUUUCCGAAGCUGUGCAAGAAUCGACAUUACGACAUAUUGAAAAAACUCUUAGAUCUCUUUAACAAAGAUGAUCGUGGGACGUUUUUUUUUUUUUAAUUCAGUUGUUAUCGCGAUAUAUAGUGUGAUUUUAACAGAAAUAGAGAUUUUUUUUAUCACACUUGGUAAAUAAAUUGCACAUUCGUUUGUAA
Molecule: messenger RNA, 6520 nt
Organism: Leptopilina boulardi
Lineage: Eukaryota; Metazoa; Arthropoda; Insecta; Hymenoptera; Figitidae
Exons: 27
Coding region: 227-6394 (2055 amino acids)
Biological process (GO): microtubule cytoskeleton organization
Cellular component (GO): cytoplasmic microtubule; cilium
Molecular function (GO): microtubule binding
Source: RefSeq, a predicted model, not a curated record